Trachemys scripta elegans is the source of this 4107-nucleotide messenger RNA. RefSeq names its product glutamate metabotropic receptor 2 (gene GRM2). Gene Ontology annotation, molecular function: group II metabotropic glutamate receptor activity. Lineage: Eukaryota; Metazoa; Chordata; Testudines; Emydidae. Gene Ontology annotation, cellular component: membrane. Bases 893 to 3580 code for a protein of 895 amino acids. The record is from RefSeq and is a predicted model, not a curated record. The transcript has 6 exons. Gene Ontology annotation, biological process: regulation of synaptic transmission, glutamatergic; G protein-coupled glutamate receptor signaling pathway.
GUUUAACAGGUGGCUUGUAAUAUGUCAUUUGAAAAGUAGUAACAAGCUGGUCUUUAAUAUCGCUGUGAAAUGUACGUAACAAGGCUGUACGUGGACUUACAGAUACACUCUCAGAUUUGUCUUUUGGAGUCCCAAGGAGGCCAACUAGGUUUUUUCCAGACAAAGGAAAAUAGCCAAUGCCUCUUGGGCUCGAUUGCAAAUCACGCCAUGUGUGGCCCAGAGUAAUGGGCUCUUCGUUGGCAGGAAGAUCAUUUAUAUUGUAAAACCAUAGGAGACUGCAAAAAGUAACAUGGUGUCGGCUCCCUGGUGGACAGCGGACACGGAAAGCGAGUCCCCAGGAAGGCUCCCUGACUUUGAAAACAAAGAAAAACUUUGAGGGUACAAGGAACUGCUGAAAGACAUUGGGGGUAUCCACCACUUAGGACAAAGGGGGAACAGCACCUUCUGAGUUCAGGAAAAGUGGACCUCUUACGCCGGGAGGCAGGAGUCGUUGGAAAUGGAUCAUAGGUGUGAAACACGCUUAGACAAAGAUUGUAACUUGCUGAAAUUAAGCUUAAGUCAGUAGAAAGCAGGUUUGGGUUGGUUUUCCUUGUCCCCAUGCCUGUCUCUUCUGUUCUUCCUCAGGAUUCCUUCAAUCUCUGCUCCUUGUUAAUAAACUUAUUCUUGUUUUAUUACAAACCCAUCUCGGGGCUGAGUACUAAACUGAAGGGUAAGAUCCUCAGCCAAACUACCAGGCUGGUGUGUGCUCUGCCUCUUUGGAAGCAGUGAACUUGAGAACUUCUGGGAAGGUCCGGUGCUGAGCACUUGUCCUCCUCCCCGGGCGAUGGGUCCCCACUGACCUCCGCGCUGUAACCUGCCAGAUGUAGCUCAGCCGCCUGUUGCUAAUGUUUGGAUGCCAGAGGCCAGCGCUUUGACCAGUGCCGCCUGGUGGCUCUCCUCACUCCGCAAGGACAGGGCCAUGGGGCUCUCUGUCCCCCUGUGGCUUUGGCUGCUGCAAGCCGCCACGUGCCUCGCCAGCAGCCCAAACCCCAGCUACAGCACAGUGGCCAAGAAGGAGAUCAGCACGGAAGGGGACCUGGUCAUUGGGGGGCUGUUCCCGGUGCACGAGAAAGGUAGCUCCAAUGAGGAGUGCGGCAAGAUCAAUGAGCACCGAGGGAUCCAGCGCCUCGAGGCCAUGCUCUUCGCCUUGGACGAGAUCAACAAAGAUCAGCGCAUCCUGCCAGGGAUCACACUGGGGGCCCACAUCCUGGACACCUGCUCCAAGGACACCUACGCCCUGGAGCAGUCUCUGGAUUUUGUCCGCGCCUCCCUGACCCGAGUGGAUGGCUCCGAACACAUCUGCCCUGAUGGCUCCUACGCCAUCCACGAUGACGUUCCCAUGGCAAUUACCGGGGUCAUCGGGGGCUCAUACAGUGACGUCUCCAUCCAGGUGGCCAACCUGCUGAGACUCUUCCAGAUCCCGCAGAUCAGCUAUGCCUCUACCAGCGCUAAGCUCAGUGACAAGUCUCGCUACGACUACUUUGCUCGCACCGUCCCACCAGACUUCUACCAGGCCAAGGCCAUGGCCGAGAUCCUGCGCUUCUUUAACUGGACCUAUGUCUCCACAGUGGCCUCGGAGGGUGACUACGGUGAGACGGGUAUUGAGGCCUUUGAGAUGGAAGCCCGGGCCCGCAACAUCUGCAUCGCCACCUCUGAGAAGGUGGGGCGCUCCAUGAACAAAAAGACCUUCGAAGGAGUGAUCAAGGCCCUCCUGCAGAAGCCCAGUGCUAGGGUGGUGGUGCUGUUCACCCGCAGCGAAGAUGCCCGGGAGCUGCUGGCGGCUGCACAGAGAAUCAAUGUCUCCUUCACAUGGGUGGCCAGUGAUGGCUGGGGUGCCCUGGAGAGCGUGGUGGCAGGAAGCGAGUUGGUGGCGGAGGGGGCCAUCACCAUUGAACUGGCAGCCUACCCCAUCCAGGAGUUUGCCAUCUAUUUCCGGAACCUCAACCCCUACAACAACAGCCGGAACCCCUGGUUCCGGGAGUUCUGGGAGCACAAGUUCCAGUGCAGCUUCCAUACCCAGGACUGCAGCCGGCACUCGCUGAAGACAGGCAAGUUCGAGCAGGAGUCCAAGAUCAUGUUUGUGGUCAAUGCUGUUUAUGCCAUGGCCCACUCCCUCCAUAACAUGCACCAGGCGUUGUGCCCCAAUGCCACCAAGCUGUGUGACUCCAUGAAGCCGGUUAAUGGCAAGAGGUUCUACAAGGACUUCAUGCUCAAUGUCAAGUUUGAUGCUCCAUUCAGGCCAGCAGACACCAAAGGCAUCGUUCGAUUUGACCGCUAUGGUGAUGGAAUCGGUCGUUACAAUAUCUUCAACUACCAUAGAGCGGAUGGGAGAUAUAGAUACCAAAAGGUGGGCUACUGGGCAGAAGGGCUUACCCUGAACACCACCCUCAUCCCCUGGGCGAAGACCUCUGUUCCCGUGUCCCAGUGCAGCGACCCCUGCAAGAAGAAUGAAAUGAAGAGCAUGCAGCCAGGGGACAUGUGUUGCUGGAUAUGCAUCCCAUGCCAGCCUUACGAAUACCUGCUGGAUGAAUUCACCUGCAUGGACUGUGGUCUAGGAUACUGGCCCAAUGAUACCCUGAAUGGCUGCUAUGAGCUACCACAAGAGUACAUCCGCUGGAAAGACGUCUGGGCCAUUGGGCCAGUUACGAUCUCUUGCUUGGGCUUCCUCUCCACCCUCUUUGUCUUUGGGGUCUUCAUUAAGAACAAUGACACUCCCAUUGUGAAGGCCUCAGGCCGCGAACUCUGCUACAUCCUCCUUACUGGGGUCCUGAUGUGCUACAGCAUGACUUUCAUCUUCAUUGCAAAGCCCUCCACCGAGGUCUGCACCCUGCGGCGCUUGGGGCUGGGAACCUCCUUUGCAGUCUGCUACUCUGCCCUCUUGACCAAGACCAACCGGAUCGCUCGGAUCUUCAGCGGGGUGAAGGAAGGGGUCCAGCGCCCACGCUUCAUAAGCCCCACCUCACAGGUGGUCAUCUGCAUGGCCCUCAUCUCCUGCCAGAUGAUCAUCGUCAUCAUCUGGCUCAUGGUGGAGACCCCCGGCACGGGGAAGGAGACGGAGCCUGACAAAAGGUACAUUGUCACCCUCAAGUGCAACAACCGUGACUCCAGCAUGCUCAUUUCACUGACCUACAAUGUGCUCUUGAUCAUCUUGUGUACAGUCUAUGCCUUCAAGACCAGGAAAUGCCCUGAAAACUUCAACGAGGCCAAGUUCAUUGGAUUCACCAUGUACACCACGUGCAUCAUCUGGCUGGCCUUCCUGCCCAUCUUCUAUGUGACCUCCACCGACUACCGCGUGCAGACCACCACCAUGUGCAUCUCCGUCAGCCUUAGCGGCACCGUGGUCCUCGGCUGCCUGUUCACCCCCAAACUCCACAUCAUCCUCUUCCAGCCCCAGAAAAACGUCGCCAGCCACCGCGUGGCCACCAACCGGUUCAGCGUGACUGCAGCAGGCUCCAGCCACUCGCACGGGUCAGCCUCUCAGUCCGUCCCCACAGUGUGUAACGGCCGCGAAGUUGUGGACUCCACGACCUCAUCCUUAUGAAAUGCCCUGUGGUUCCCAUGGGCAAGGGCAUGGUCCCCAGUGCAGACCCUGCACGAAGGCGCAGGCCUUUUUCGUUCCCAUUGGGCCUUUUGUUUCUCAAAGCUGUGCUCCCAGCCUGCUCGCUGAUGCCGUCUCACUCGCUGGGCCGGCGUUCCCCAAGGAGAGGAGCCGUCGUGUGAGAACUGGGUGCCACCUUCCGCUAGCCUGCUCCCCCAGCGCCGGCUCAGAGAGACACAAACCUGCUGGGGCGGUCGUGAUUGUACUGAAUGGACCUGCUGGGGCGUGGAAGAACCAUGCCCUCUCCCUGGGGAGCCAGCUCUGAGCCAAACGGAUCUCGUGGCAGAUCCACCCUGUGUUACCUCUUGCUGGCCAGAUUACCAGAGAGAGCAAAACCUGAGCAUCUGUACCUCCCCACUUCUCUCUGCACUGGAAUAGGGUCAGGGGAAAGUCCACAGAUCCCCACUGGCUGCUCCAAUCUCCCCCUUCCCUUCCCUCCCCAAAGGAAGCAGGACCCCCCCCCCCCCCCC